This is a messenger RNA of Aspergillus caelatus, 309 nucleotides long. RefSeq lists its product as uncharacterized. Bases 1 to 309 code for a protein of 102 amino acids. The transcript is spliced from 2 exons. The record is from RefSeq and is a predicted model, not a curated record. NCBI's taxonomy places the organism in Eukaryota, Fungi, Ascomycota, Eurotiomycetes, Eurotiales, Aspergillaceae. Gene Ontology annotation, biological process: mitochondrial respiratory chain complex IV assembly. Gene Ontology annotation, cellular component: mitochondrial inner membrane; mitochondrion.
AUGUCCAACAUUCUGCAGAGAUUACGAGGUGGAAACCUCGAGGUUUUCAAGUUCGGCAUGUACGUUCUUUUCCCGAUUGGAUGGAUGUAUUAUUUCGGAACAAACCUCGACGACCGCUUCAGUGUCCCUGGAUUCUGGCCUACUACCGAGCAAUCGCAUAAGAUUCCCCUCGAUAAGGAAGAAAUUGAUAAGGAACUGGCGCGAAUGCGCAUGGUGGAUUCUAUUAGGCGAGAGAAGCGCCAACGAGAGGCCCAGGCCCAGGCUGAAGCUCAAAUGCAGGCUGAGGGUCAGGCACAAAACGCGGAGUAA